GAUGGAUGAAUAGAUGAGCGGAAAGCUGACAGCACCGUGAAAACACCGUGAAGUGGACGUGGCGUGCAGCGGCUGGGCUUCUGCAACUUUGUCUGCUUGUACGGUUGAACAGAGAUGAAGGAAAAAUGCAAGAACGCAGCGAAGACGCGGAGAGAAAAAGAGAACGGAGAGUUUUAUGAGCUGGCCAAACUGCUGCCUCUGCCGGCGGCCAUCACCUCCCAGCUUGACAAGGCCUCCAUCAUCCGACUAACCAGCAGUUACCUCAAGAUGAGGGCAGUCUUCCCUGACGGUCUGGGUGAUGGAUGGGGUCAGUCAACAAGGUUCAGUCCUCUCGACAGCAUGGCCAAAGAACUUGGUUCCCACCUUUUACAAACUCUGGAUGGCUUUGUGUUUGUUGUUGCCUCUGAUGGCAAAAUCAUGUACAUCUCUGAAACAGCGUCGGUCCACCUUGGCCUUUCCCAGGUGGAGCUAACAGGAAACAGUAUAUUUGAGUACAUCCAUCCAUCAGACCAUGAUGAGAUGACAGCAGUGCUGGGUCUUUGCCAGCCCCCACACCAUCACUUCUCUCCAGAGUAUGAAAUAGAGCGCUCCUUCUUCUUGAGGAUGAAGUGCGUUCUUGCUAAACGAAAUGCAGGACUUACAUGUGGGGGAUAUAAGGUCAUCCACUGCAGCGGCUACCUGAAAGUGCGUCAGUACAUGGUGGACAUGGUGCUGUAUGAAUCCAGUUAUCAGACUGUAGGCUUGGUAGCAGUUGGUCACUCCUUGCCCCCCAGUGGUAUCACUGAGAUCAAACUCCACAGCAACAUGUUCAUGUUCCGGGCCAGCCUGGAAUUAAAACUCAUUUUCUUGGACACAAGGGUGGCAGAGCUGACAGGCUAUGAGCCUCAGGACCUGAUAGAGAAGACUCUCUACCACCACGUUCAUGCCUGUGACGUUUUCCAUCUACGCUAUGCUCACCAUUUAUUAUUGGUGAAGGGGCAGGUAACCACUAAGUACUAUCGUAUGUUAUCAAAACAUGGAGGCUGGGUGUGGGUGCAGAGCUACGCCACCAUUGUCCAUAACAGCCGCUCCUCCAGACCUCACUGUAUUGUCAGUGUGAACUACGUCCUCACUGAUAUCGAGUGCAAGGAGCUGCAGUUGUCUGAAGACCAGAGUCGAGCUACUAAACCCGGUCUCAGUCCUUCUUCCUCUCAGGACCACCGCAAACAACUCAGAACCAAAGCAGUCAAGAUGAGGACCAAACUCAGAGCAGCUCCCUAUCCUGAGCAGGCCUCUGGCCUUCUCCAACCAGGAUGCUUGAGCUGCUCCCCACAAAGGGGGCCGUGGAAGGAGAGAUCCCCAUACCCCCUGACCACAUGCAGGGAAAAGAGCUCCAGUUUGAGCCCCGAAGCAGGCCAGGUGACUUGCGGCCCCACUUACAACCUGACCCUCCAUUACCCCUACAAUCACCAACAUCUGGAUGCUCAGAGCCAGCUGCCUAGCUCAGAUCCGUCCUCUCAGCUGGCUCAGCAGAUCAUUGGCUCCCUGCACAGCAGGGGGUCUGUGGAGUGGAACAUCAGCAGGCCCCCAGCACCCAACAAAUACACAGGCCAUGUGCUGGCAGCUGACCGGAGGUACCCUGAUGAGAUCUACUAUGAUUCUUCCAGCAGCACAAACCCACCCUCUACCAACAAGCUGAAGGAAGAACCCUACGAACAUUACACACUUGUCCACAGGGAGGUGUCUGAGGUUUGUCCAUACCCUCGUCUUCAUGCCACCAAGGACAAUAAGCCUUUUGGCCAGGAUGUCCAACAUAAUACAAGAGGUACUGAGGGCCCUCGAAGUGACCGGGCCCUUGCCUGCCCUUUGCUCAGUGGCCUUGUACUGGGUAAAGGUGAUCAGGGUGGCUCGCUGCACAGUGCGGGCCAGCCUCUCCCUGUGCACAUGGCACUAGAGCAGAAGAGAAGGCUGUGUUUGAUGGAGGCUCCCUACAGCCACCCAGCUGCAGGAUAUCCACAACCGACUGAUAGUCGCCAGCAGCAUGGGGCAGCUGCAGAGCUGCAGCCCAGGUCUGCUGAGGAGGACCGGAGAAUGUUGAUAGGUGUGGGUGUUGGGGUAGGACUUCCAGCCCAAUCUCCAUACAUGUCUUUGAAUUUUCAUAAAGUCUGGGGCAAACACAGUCCUAUUAAAGCCACCCCUUUAGCCACACUGAGCCAUAUACCAGAUGGCCACAUUUACCAUGGUAAAGAAACAGCCUCUUACAGCUGUAACAGCCAGAGUCCCAGCUCAGGCUCAUCGCCUGAGAGCCAUAGAGAGAUGCCACAUUACAUUGGCACAUCUGUUAUUAUCACAAACGAGAGGUGA
Messenger RNA from Epinephelus fuscoguttatus (brown-marbled grouper), 2343 nucleotides. RefSeq names its product SIM bHLH transcription factor 2 (gene sim2). Gene Ontology annotation, molecular function: RNA polymerase II transcription regulatory region sequence-specific DNA binding; protein dimerization activity; DNA-binding transcription factor activity, RNA polymerase II-specific. Lineage: Eukaryota; Metazoa; Chordata; Actinopteri; Perciformes; Serranidae. Gene Ontology annotation, biological process: regulation of transcription by RNA polymerase II. Bases 115 to 2343 code for a protein of 742 amino acids. The transcript is spliced from 12 exons. The record is from RefSeq and is a predicted model, not a curated record.